ACAGAGUACAGACAGAUGAAUACCACAGAAACAGAAUACAGACAGACAAUCAAUCUCACAAAUGUGUGAGUGUGAGAGACAUUUUGGCUUUGUGUAUCUUGUGUGACUUCCGAAAGUUUGAUAAAAUAAUAGCAACUUAUAAGAAAUGACUGCUGAAAACGAACGUGAAAUAUAUCAUAAAUUGGAAGCCAUGAAAGAGAUUAGGAAUAAAACAAUAACAUUGGAGCGGAUGAAGCGCAGCAUCCUGAAUGAAGUGCGCAGCGGGGACCAGGAGGGGCGCUGCCUGGCACAGUACAAGCGGGAGAUGGAGCUGCUGCAGCAAGAGAAGAUGAGCCAUGUGGAAGAACUGCGCCAAAUACAUGCCGACAUUAAUGCGAUGGAGACUGUGAUCAAACAAACGGAGGAGAGCAUGACACGCAAGCUGUCGAACGCGUCGCGGCUGCACGAGGACUACCGGCCGCUCAAGGCCGAGGUGGACCUGCUGCGGCGACAGUGUCUCGGCCUCGAGCGCCUGCCCGACCUGCACGAAGAGGAAGGCAGCCCGAUCACUCCCGAUCGGUUCCCCGCGCUGCCGGCGGGCGCGGCGCCGGCCCCGCGAGCGCUGGGCGGGUUCCUGCCGCCGGCGGCGCCCCGCAAGCCGCCCCCUCCGCCGCCUGCGUUCAGGUCUGCACUCGACCAAGAUUUCAUUACCGUCUCGCUGAGACAGCAGCCCCCGCCGAUGAAGUCGUGUCUGUCGUGCCACCAACAGAUACACCGCAACGCGCCCAUCUGUCCGCUCUGCAAGGCCAAGAGUCGCUCUCGGAACCCCAAAAAGCCCAAGAAGAAAUAGUAAGCGCGCCCUCCCCUCCGCCCCGGACCAAGGCCGGCUCCGACCGAUCUCACUCCUUCCCAACACUGCGCUUACUGGCUCACUACACCAGUCCACUAAUGCACUAAUAUAAGCUCUUGUCAAUGUCUAGUUCGUAGCUAAUGUAACAUUCAGUUGAAAUAUACUGGUCACUUCAACUGAACUUGUAAAUAUUUCUUAGUUGACCUGGUAUCAGUGCCAAAAAUGUAUUGUAAAUAAUUAUUCGUAUGAUAUUGUGUAACGUAUUACAUGGAGUUGUUAGUAUGACGACACAAAUGACUUGUCUCGGACUGUGACAGCGGAGUACUUGUUUGGUCCACACGGCACAUUAACUCAACAUGCUCAGCGCUCUACUGUACACUCGUAGUCUUUACCGUGUCCAGAGAAUUCUUUAUGUACUUACACAGUUCCAGGGGUCAUAGUGCCUUAGGCAUUCAACUAGAAUUAUACAUUUACGUGUUUGUAACUACGUACAGUACCCACAGAGAUACUAAGGGCUUGUUCCACAAUGUCCCUGUUAGUUUAAUUUAUGGAUAAUUUUGAAGUAGCCUAUUACAUGGGACUCAUAACAUAAAUAGUGAAAAGUGGGUGCUACAUUGUACAGUGGCAUAAUGUGCACCUCUGCCUACCCCUUCGGGGAUAAAAGGCGUGAUGCUAUGUUAUGUUGUAAUUUUGAAGUAUUCUACCAUACAAAAUGUAUCAGCUAAACAGUAACUUGAUCGGAUAUUGUGGAAAAGGCGCAGGCUUUUGAAAUUGACACGAAUACAAAGUGUUCCACGUGUAGAUAUUUUGUUUAUAUAAAAUUAUAUGUUUGUGUUGGUUUCCCGCGAGCACAGUGGCGCCCCCUGCCCGUACCUCUAGUUAGCAUAUGUGUCGGAUGUAAGUUGCUCUGGUUUCUAUAAAAACAAUGCUUGAUUAAUCAGUGAAUGAAUAAAUUUGUAAUGAAUAACAUUUGUUUGAGGUCAGCUAUUUAGUUGACUCAGAUGUGAACUAGUUGUAAGGUAAGAGUGUCGUGUCAUCAGUUUGCAAACAGAGCGACUCAUCGCCGCCGGGGCCUGUGACCCGGUCAUGUAACGAACUAUUGUUGUGUUGUAUAACGCAGCGACUUGUACCUAGUCUAUCGAACGCCAGUACCUAAGUAUAGUAAGUAAGGUAGUGUAAAUAUAAAUAAGGUGGAAGUGUACUAGCCGCUAGCCGCUCGUAGCUGCGCGGUACGAGCGCGGUGCUGUGUGGGUAGCUCGGGACUCGGGACACAUCGAGCUGAAUGGAAGAGCUGCAGCAGCGAGUCCACAGCCGCUGCGAUACUUUUAUAAUGUAAAAAUAAAGUGUUUAUCAGUGUCA
This is a messenger RNA of Spodoptera litura, 2188 nucleotides long. Its product is annotated as zinc finger C4H2 domain-containing protein. Gene Ontology annotation, cellular component: nucleus. NCBI's taxonomy places the organism in Eukaryota, Metazoa, Arthropoda, Insecta, Lepidoptera, Noctuidae. The record is from RefSeq and is a predicted model, not a curated record. Gene Ontology annotation, biological process: positive regulation of neuron differentiation.